AUCUUGUAUUGACAUUCUUUGCAAAAGUCACUUUGACAGCUGUCUUAAAAAAUUUGAGGUUAGACAAUUUUAUCAACGUCUCUUGUGAAUUUGCUUUGGUUUUGCAAAAUUUGAGAUAUUAGGUUUUUCUCUAACUUUAACGUUAGUCGCCGCUGCAUUACAUAACUUCAGAAAAAAAACAGCAAAAUGUCUCAAGCUCCCGUACGUGUAUCUCCUUUGAUCAAAUUCGGCAGAUGGUCCUUGUUGACCCUUGGCAUUGGUUAUGGUGCCUUCCACCAAAACCGCUUGUCCAAGAAGGAAGAGAAGGUACGCGAAAUCGAAGCCCAACAAAAGGUCAUCCGUGAUGCCAAAUUGGCUGAGGAAAAGAAACGCAGCGCUGCCGCUGAAAUGCGUGCCUUGGAGGAAUUGUCGAAACCCACCAAGAAGGCAUAAAUUCACAAUUUCAAAAUGUAUUUCGUAAAACUUUAUUUAAAUUAAAUAACUAAAAACAAAAUUAAUGAAAUAAUAACAUCAUUUGGAUUUAAAAUCUAUACAAGAUGUUGUUGCGUGUAAGUGUAGUAGUGUAUGGAAGUGGUCACUUUAUUUGCAAGCCAACACCGAUCGAAGUAAUUGCUGUUUUAUAAAGUUGUUCUUUAAAAAAGCUCAACUUAAUAUGCAAACAUUGUUAAUUUUUAAGAAUAAAGUUGGAACUGAAUGCGAUAAAAAAUGUGAUUUUACACAAA
Molecule: messenger RNA, 722 nt
Organism: Lucilia sericata (common green bottle fly)
Lineage: Eukaryota; Metazoa; Arthropoda; Insecta; Diptera; Calliphoridae
Gene: ATPsynE
Product: ATP synthase subunit e, mitochondrial
Exons: 2
Coding region: 187-432 (81 amino acids)
Biological process (GO): proton motive force-driven ATP synthesis
Molecular function (GO): proton transmembrane transporter activity
Source: RefSeq, a predicted model, not a curated record